Molecule: messenger RNA, 1452 nt
Organism: Vitis riparia (riverbank grape)
Lineage: Eukaryota; Viridiplantae; Streptophyta; Magnoliopsida; Vitales; Vitaceae
Exons: 4
Coding region: 287-589 (100 amino acids)
Source: RefSeq, a predicted model, not a curated record
GAUUUCCGGGAAAAUUUUGAUUUCCGAGAAAAACCAUGUAAAACCCUCAAGGAAAACCAAAAAAAUUGCUUUGUUUUUUGGGGCCCUGUGUUUGCUGGAUCUGUUCUAGGGGUCUCUUUGCUUUUAUGCCAUUGGAUUUAAAUUUCACGAACCCUAAAUCCACGAUUUUUGAGCCAGACUGAAGAACACAACAACCUCUUCUGUCUGAAUCUAAAAAUCAAAAGGGCUUCUUUAUAUCUACUAAAUCUAAAAAUCAAAAGGGCCAGCCGCUUCUCUCACUCGAAGUAUGAAGAAGCCCUUUUCUGAAGUUGCCCUCCAGACGAGAGAAUCCCUAGAAAGGCCCUAUUUUCCUCUGCCACUCGAUCCUCGCAGACUGAAGAACACAACAACCUCUUCCCUAUUCCACUGCAAGCUCCACUUCUCCCCGUAUCUCGCCGGCGCCGAUCAUCUCAGAGCAGUAGAAAUUGAAAUGGGUAUUACACAAGAUCUCCUCAAGGCUGUUGAUCAGUAUCUCUUGGAGUGUUUUGAGAAAGCACAACUUCAUGGACAGACAUCAGGAUCUACACAGCUUCAUGGACAGACAACGUGAGCAAGAUCAAGGAUCAAGUGAAUCCGUUGAGAUCCAAGUUUUUUUCGGCUACCUUUCAAUAUCGGGUGUCCUCUCCUCAGUGAAAUAUCAAGGCAUCAGCAUUUCCCAACUUGAAGAACAUAAAGGGAUUAUAUAUAUUUUUGUUAUUGUUAUUUCAAUCUAUGUUGCAACAAUUAUUGUUGGUAAAAAGCUUGGGCCCAUUCGACUCCUCUCUGCCACAAUUGCCCCAAUCUUACUCUUCUUCAUUUUAGUUCCAGAACACUUGGUUUAUGGGUCAUUCUUGUAGCAAAAUUGGCAUGGGACUAUGAGUUAUGAGUGUGGAUAAUGAGUUGAAUACAUGACUUGCUUGGUGAAGAAGAUAAUGAUAUGGUUGCCGUAAGUAGUCCCAUGCCAAUUUUGCUGCAAGGAUGACCCAUAAACCAAGUGCCGGCCAUCCUAAUUCUGGAACUAAAAUGAAGAAGAGUAAGAUUGGGGCAAUUGUGGCAGAGAGGAGUCGAAUGGGCCCAAGCUUUUUACCAACAAUAAUUGUUGCAACAUAGAUUGAAAUAACAAUAACAAAAAUAUAUAUAAUCCCUUUAUGUUCCUCAAGUAGGGAAAUGUUGAUGCCUUGAUAUUUCACGUCGGAGAUAGGAGCUCAUAUAUGCAACUUUGGAAUUUUGCGGCUUACAAUGGUUUUCCACCACUUUUUCCACUCAUAUGCCGACAUCUAAAUUCACUCUUUGUGGGAACAUAUAUCCAUCAUGUAGGAUGCUCGAUGCCUUAAAUUCUCUAAAUUCAUUUAUCAUCUGCUAAAUGCUUACAUGUUGGUUGUACUUGUAUUUUGUAAGGAAUUAAUAAAUAUAUAUAAUAUUUUUAGUUUCGAA